CAUUUCUACGCUACACAUACUUUACAACGUACCUGAAAUUGCGGGAAUCGUUAAAAGUACUUAUUAGUUUUCAUUAUCAAAAGUGAAGCUUUUGCUUUCGAAAAUCAUAAUUAUGGAACAAAUGGACACGUCAGAGCUUCACACGAGCAAACAAGAGAAUGUUAAUGAGCCACCCUGGGUAGAGAAAUACAGACCAACAAAAUUGUCAGACAUUGUUGGCAAUGAACAGACGAUUUCUAGACUAGAAGUUUUUGCUCGAGAAGGAAAUGUCCCCAAUGUUAUAAUUGCGGGUCCCCCUGGCACGGGAAAGACCACAAGUAUCCUGUGUCUGGCAAGGGCCAUGCUCGGACCUUCCUACAGAGAAGCUGUACUGGAACUGAACGCAUCUAAUGACAGAGGUAUUGAUGUUGUACGAAACAAGAUAAAAAUGUUUGCACAGCAAAAAGUCACAUUGCCUGCGGGCAGACAUAAAAUCAUCAUUCUGGAUGAAGCAGACAGCAUGACUGACGGUGCCCAGCAGGCCCUGAGACGCACCAUGGAGAUCUACUCCAAGACAACCAGAUUUGCCUUGGCCUGCAAUGCCUCUGAUAAAAUUAUUGAGCCUAUCCAGUCUCGUUGCGCUGUUCUGCGCUACACAAAGCUCAGCGACUCGCAUGUGUUGAAGCGCCUUCUGGAGGUGUGUGAGGCAGAGAGUGUGAGUCACACGGAUGACGGCCUGGAAGCAGUCGUGUUUACCGCCCAGGGAGAUAUGAGACAGGCUUUAAAUAAUCUGCAGUCAACAUUCCAGGGAUUUGAACAUGUUAACAGUGAGAAUGUAUUCAAGGUGUGUGAUGAGCCCCACCCGCUGUUGAUAAAGGACAUGCUGCAGCACUGUGUCAAUGGCAAUGUGGACGAGGCGUAUAAAGUUAUGGCGUAUCUAUGGAAACUGGGAUACUCUUCAGAAGACAUUAUUGGCAUCAUCUUCAGGGUCACCAAGAAUCAUGACAUGCCAGAGUAUCUGAAACUAGAAUUUAUAAAGGAGAUUGGUUUCACACACAUGCGGAUUGCGGAGGGUGUUCAGACAUUAAUACAGAUGUCAGGCUUACUGGCCAAACUGUGCAAAAAGUCUGCAGAACCUAAUGUUCUAGCAUCCUAAGGACCAUCGUCACUAAAUAGUGUUAAAAUAAACUGUCCUUUAACCCUUUCCCCCUCAGAAGCAGAGUGAAAAUGGCUAGGUGCAAAUAGCAUAAAACCAGAACAGCCUGCGAGUAACUCGCAGUCUGUUCAGGUUUUAUGCUGUUUGCGCUCAUCAGUAUCUAAUUAAGGGUUGAAAAUGAAGCCUUUAAACUUGAAUCUAGUAAGACCGGUCUUAAAUUAAAUUGAACUUUCUAAGGGAUUACAAAUUCAUCCAAAUAUGCAUGUAAGUGUUAAUUGGUUAAGCGUACAUGCUCUGUUAUUAUACCCCCAUUAUCAUUGGUAAUGGGGGCUAUAUAGGAGUCACUUUGUCGGUCGGUCGGUCUGUCGGUCUGUCUCAAAAUUUCAUCCGAUCUUUACCAAACUUGGUCACAAGUUGUAUCUUGAUGAUGUAUAGGUCAAGUUUGAAUAUGGGUCAUGCCGGGUAAAAAACUAGGUCACGGGGUCACUUAGUGUGUUUUAAAACGAAAGUUUGUCCGGACCAUAACUAUGUCAUUUAUUGUUAGAUUUUCAAAUAACUUGGUACAUUUGUUCACCAUCAUGGGACGGUGUGUCGCGUGAAAAAAGUACGUCGAUAUCUCCAAGGUCAAGGUCAAACUUGGAGUUCAAGGGUCAAAUGCUUGUCCGGGCCAUACUUUUAUCAUUUAUUGUGAGAUUUUAAAAUCAUUUGGCAAAUUUGUUCACCAUCAUGGGACAGUGUGUUGCACGAAAGAAUUACGUCAAUUUCUCGAAGGUCAAGGUCACAAUUUGAGUUCAAAGAUUAAAAAUUGCCAUAAAUGAGCUUGUCUGGGCAAUAACUAUGUCGUUCAUUGUGAGAUUUAAAAAUCAUUUGGCACAUUUGUUCAUCAUCAUUGGACGUUGUGUCGCGCGAAAGAAUUACGUCGAUAUCUCCAAGGUCAAGGUCACACUUUGAGUUCAAAGGUCAAAAAUGGCCAUAAAUGAGCUUGUCUGGACUAUAACUAUGUCAUUCAUUGUGAAAUUUUAAAAUCAUUUGGCACAUUUGAUCACCAUCAUUGAACGGUGUGUCGCGCGAUAGAAUUACGUUGAUAACUCUAAGUCAAGGUCACACUUUGAUUUCAAAUGUCAAAAAUGGCCAUACAGUGUAAAUGAGCUUGUCCUGGCCAUAACUAUGUUGUUCAUUGUGAGAUUUUAAAAUCAUUUGGCACAUUUUUUCACCAUUAUUGGACGGUGUGUCGCCCUAAAGAAUUACGUCGAUAUCUGCAACAUCAAGGUCACACUGUGAGUUCAAAGGUCAAAAAUGGCCAUAAAUGAUCUUGUGCGGGCCAUAACUAUGUCAUUUAUUGUGAGAUUUUAAAAAUACCUGGUACAUUUGUUCACAAUCAUUGGAUUGUCGUGCGAAAGAAUUAUGUCAAUAACUCCAAGGUCUAGGUCACACUUGGAGUUCAAAAGUAUAAAAAUGGCCAUAAAUUUGGACGGCAUGUCAUGUGAAGAGUUCAAAGGUCGAAAUGGCCAUGAAUGAUAAUGGCAUUUUAAUUAUAAAAAAAUCGCCAUAAAUUUGAUUCUCUUGUUUUGUGAAGACAGCAUGUAAAAUAGUCUGUGUCAAUGCAGCACGUGGGGGUAUACGUCACGUCUGUGACAAAGCUCUAGUUUGUUUUAAAUCUUAUACUUGGGAAGUGGGAAGUAUUGCUCAGGGAUGUUGAGUAACAUCAGUUGACAUACAUUGUACCAGCCGUCAUGGCUUUAGCUAAUUUAACCAUUUACCACUUGGAUACUUAUUUGUAUGCAUUUGUAGUCCCUUAGAAAGUUAUAUUUGAUAAAAGACCUAUCUGACUAGAUUCAAGUUUGAAAGGCUUAAUUUCCAGCCCUUAGAUUCUGAUGAGCAGCAAACAGCAUAAAACCUGAACAGACUGUGAGUUACUCGCAGGCUGUUCUAGUUUUAUGCUGUUUGCACCUAGCAAUUUUCACUAUGCUUCUGAGUGGAAAAGGGAUAACAUUAACACAAAAUGUGUUUAGCAAUUUUCAAACAAGACUUUUUGGAACAAAGCUUAUUCAAAAUAUCAAGUACUCAAGUUUGUUGUGUUGGGUAAUGGUCUCUUUAUUCAUGUUUUUCCAAGGCAUGGAGUCAAAAUGCGCCAUCCUGCAGAUGUAUUGUAAAUUUCUGAUGAUUUUGAUUGCAAUUAGUGCAGUUUGGACUUAUAUGUUUGACAUUUAACAAAGAAAGUUGGAAAAAUCCAUGUAAUUUCUUGCAAAUCUAGUACACUCGAUGUCAAUUUGCUCAGAAUUGAAGCAGUUUCUUGUCACUUGUGUCAUCUUCACAAAUAAAAUGGGUGUUGAGCCAUA
Messenger RNA from Dreissena polymorpha, 3474 nucleotides. Its product is annotated as replication factor C subunit 2-like. Bases 113 to 1135 code for a protein of 340 amino acids. NCBI's taxonomy places the organism in Eukaryota, Metazoa, Mollusca, Bivalvia, Myida, Dreissenidae. Gene Ontology annotation, cellular component: nucleus; DNA replication factor C complex. Gene Ontology annotation, biological process: DNA repair; DNA-templated DNA replication. The record is from RefSeq and is a predicted model, not a curated record. Gene Ontology annotation, molecular function: DNA clamp loader activity; DNA binding; ATP hydrolysis activity. The transcript is spliced from 9 exons.